AUGAAACUUCACACCACAAUCAGGAAGACAGUCAUAGCAGCAGUUCAAAUUGUAGUGGCCAAGUGUGCCAUGUACGAGGACUUUGACUACUACGGAAGAGGAGACGGAUUCAACAACGGGUGCGGAUACGCACAGCCCAUGCAGACUCUUGAUGACGCGUACUACUACGGGGACUUUGAAACAGCAACUCCUGCAGAGGUAGGAGGAUGCAGCCUUGGAGGAUGCGGAAUUGGAUCGGGCUCAGUUGAGCCAGCAAUCAACGGAGGAUACUCUGGAGAGGCAUCUUUCAACUUCGGCGCCUGCCCUUCCCCUGCAUUUGCUGAGCAGUACGCUCCCCAGCAAUACGUGCCAGAGCAGUACGUUCCCCAGCAAUACGCGCCAGAGCAGACUUUCGGAUACCCAGCAGCUGGCAGCUACGAAAUGUCUACAGGCUACUUCAAUGCAGCUCCGGUUGCCCAGGUAGCCAGUAUUGUGCAGGAGUCUCCUGUUCCGGUUGCCCACAUCGCAUCUUGCGCCCGUGCACAGGAGGCGAGCGUUGAGCCCAUUACACUUCUUCUGAACGGAAACGUCCCCGUUGACAUGCACCCAACCACCAUCACUGUUGGCGACCAAACUUUCCCCUUGGGAGGCGCCCCAGCAAUUUCUUCUGCGGUCGCAAACCCGCUUACAAUUGGAUCGGCUGAUGUGAGAAGCCUGGACCUGUCCAGCGCAAUCAUCCAGCCUCUCCCCACCCCAACCCAGGCUGAGGUGGAUGCAGCUGCAGCCACAAGCGCAGCCGGCAUCACCGCUGCACAGUUGAAGAAGGAGCAGGAAGAGAAGGGCAAGAAGGGCGACAAAGACGGAAAGAAGGGCAAAGGAAAGUCCGGGAAGAAGGGGUCGUCUGCCAAGAAAGGUGCAGCAGCCAACAAGAAGAAGAAUGGAGUAGCAGGAGUGUCCACUCUUGUGGCCAUUGCAAUUCUGCCAAUAGUUGCAUUAAUCAUGUAA
Molecule: messenger RNA, 984 nt
Organism: Nematocida major
Lineage: Eukaryota; Fungi; Microsporidia
Exons: 1
Coding region: 1-984 (327 amino acids)
Source: RefSeq, a predicted model, not a curated record